This is a messenger RNA of Solanum verrucosum, 876 nucleotides long. RefSeq lists its product as uncharacterized. Bases 1 to 876 code for a protein of 291 amino acids. The record is from RefSeq and is a predicted model, not a curated record. The transcript is spliced from 4 exons. Lineage: Eukaryota; Viridiplantae; Streptophyta; Magnoliopsida; Solanales; Solanaceae.
AUGGCUGAUACGACAUCAAAAAUUGGUGCAAUGAAUAUUGCUUCGUCGAGUCGUACAAGUGGUGCACCUGCUAUAUCAUCGGCUGAAAAACCUGGAAAAUUCACUGGCAUGGAUUUCAAGAUGUGGCAGCAAAAGAUGCUAUUUUGUUUAACUACUUUGUACAAAGAUUCAUCAAAGAAUGUGUUCCUGAAAAAGAAGUACAAGACGGAGGAUGCCGGAUUGAAGAAAUUCAUUGGGGCAAAGUUUCUGGACUUCAAGAUGGUAGAUAGCAAAUCUGUUGUUACUCAAGUUCAGGAAUUGCAAAUGAUUAUCAAUGAUAUCCUUGCGGAAGGUCUGGACUUCAAAAAAUACUUAAAGCAUAAGAUAAAGAAGAUGUACCUUGAAGAUCUCAUUGUAAGAUUGAGAACUGAAGCAAACAAUAAGGCCGCGGAGGAGUGGUCUCAUGGAAAUUCAACAAUAUUAGAAGCCAAUAUUGUUGAAGAUAAGAAAGGCAAACUCUGCACAUCAAAGGUUGCAUAUUAUAAGGCUCCCAAGGAAACAAAGAACAAAUAUCAAGCAAAUGUUGUUGAAUUUGAAGAUGAUGAUCUAUGUGCUAUGCUUUUUAAAUGCAAUAUUGGUGGCAAUCUAAGAGAGUGGUGGAUAGAUUUUGGUGUCACCCGCCAUGUAUGCACCAACAAAGAACUUUUUGCAUCAUAUGAGCCUACUCAAGGUGAUGACAUGAUUUACAUGGAAAACUUGGCAACUGCAAAGGUUGAAGAAACGAGCAAUGUUCUCUUGAAGAUGACAUUUGGCAAGGUGGUGACUCUCAAGAAUGUGCUACAUGUUCCAGAAUUAAGAAAGAACUUGGCUUCUACUCCACUUCUUACUAAAAAUUGA